GUUUGGGCGAGAAAAAUUACUUCACCGCCGCAUUUUACACAGUUGACAGAAAAUAGAAAAGCUGAAAUGCCUCCGCGGCGCCGCUGCACCGACGGCAGCGUUUCGGAUCCCCGUUCCGACAUUCUGAGUAGAGAAUCGAUGAUACACAUUAGAAGUUGGCCUUCUUAUUCCCGGAGGUGUAAAAAGGAGAGGCCAACAAGAAUAGAGUCCCUCCCCAAAGAGCUAUUGUUUGAAAUUCUCCUCCGAUUGCCGGCCGAUCAUCUCUACGAGAGAGCGAGGCUCGUGUGCCGGCGGUGGUACCACAUUAUCCAUUCUCAUGCCUUCGUCAACGCGCAUACGCACGGUUCUACCUAUGGACUCCUCCUAUCACCCCUGAAGGAUUGUGCUCUGCCACUUUAUGUAACAGCCGAUGCAGACGGUGGAAUCCACACAUCUGAGCUAAAUCACAUCUCCAAAUUGGGAGUUCUUGCUACCUGCAACGGUUUAGUUCUGGAGUUGGACGACAAAUGUCACCACUUGCCUCGUCUUGUGAAUCCUGCAACGAAGCAGUCAUUCCUCCUCCCACCGUAUCCUGGAGGGCUUAUGUAUUGCCACUUCUACAGUGCUUUAGCAUACUCUGCAGCUUCCUUGGCGUAUAAAGUGAUUGCACCACGCACUGUUUGCUACUUCGGUCUUGACGUGCUCACUGUUGGAGUCGAUGAGUCCUGGAGGCACGUCGAGGUUCACCACCUCCCCGACCAUGUCAGGCCAUUUUUCCUCGGCGAGACUCCGUUGACUAGUGAAGGUUUCGUGCACUGGGGAAGGGGGAGAUACUGCGCGACGAUGGAUGUGGAGACAGAGAUCAUUACACUGAGUGAAGCCCCUUAUCAGUACCAUGAAAACAACUAUAAAUAUUUGUCAACUGGGAGGUGUGUGUCGCUCCUGGUUGCGUGUGGGGAUCUGUCGUGGGAGGUUUGGGAGAUGAAGGCAGAGACGGGCCAGUGGAGGAAGGCGCUGCCCAGCGUCGAUUUGGGAGCUGAGAAAUGCAGGAUUCAACAGUUUGCUCCUGAAGCUGAUCGACUUCUUAAGCCACUCGGUUGGGUUAAAUAUCCACAGGUUUUGGCGUUUUAUUUUGGCGCUAGUUAUCCUUGGAAGCGAUGGCGGCGUUGCAUUUUGUACAAUCUUGAUACGCAUCAACUCGACUCCAUAGAGCUACCACAAUGCUGUGAUUGUGGUUAUGAUGGUUUUCUGCAUAAGAAUAGUCUGAUAUGGCCAAGUUAAAAGAGUAUUAUUGUCUAUAUUUGGUUCAAGUUAAAAAGAGUUGAUAUAUCAUAUUUUGCAGAUAUAUGAUGCUUAUUUUCUCAAGAUACAUCAGCCUAUGUUGGUCGAAUAUUUUGGCUUGUAUUAGUGAAAAGGAGGUAAUCGUUUGUUUACUUUAUUAGAUUGAAAUUACAGGAUA
Messenger RNA from Salvia miltiorrhiza (redroot sage), 1438 nucleotides. RefSeq names its product putative F-box protein At3g52320. Lineage: Eukaryota; Viridiplantae; Streptophyta; Magnoliopsida; Lamiales; Lamiaceae. Bases 67 to 1260 code for a protein of 397 amino acids. Gene Ontology annotation, molecular function: protein binding. The record is from RefSeq and is a predicted model, not a curated record. The transcript has 2 exons.